AGGAGGAGGGAUGCUCUGAACUGCAGCAUCUUCAGCCAGAAACCGAGCAGCACAAAGCGUCGCUUUCUCUGCGUCUUCCUCCAGCUCCGCGCCUCCCGCCUCCUCCGCGCGCCCGUCACCCCCGGGUGUCUCCGGACCAGGACCAGACCACGAGCAGAAACACCUGAUCUGGAUUUUGAUUUUACUCUUGUUUUUGUUUGCGUGUUUUUUGUCUUUAUCCUGACAUGCUUUCAGCGGAAUGAGACAUUUGUGAAGCUUGACGGGACCGUCGGACCGGGAGUUCGGUUCCAUCCGCCUGAAGGACCCUCCAUCUGCGGAUUUCCGCGCGCCGCUCCUGCGCUCUCUUCCGCUGCGCAGCAUCUCGAAAGAGAAACGCGCAGCCUGCCUGCCCCCGGCCGUCCGUCCGUCCGCGAGUGCGUGCGUGCGUCAGGAAAAAAGGCGUAUUCUCCCCAUUCUUGAAGCACUUUCUCCGUCCGCGCGCCUGCGCUGCGUAAAAGCAGAGAGAAAGCGCGAAGGGAAGAGGGAUUUAGCGCAGCUUAAGCAUCCAAGAGCGAGCUCGCAAAAUGAUGGCCGGCGGAGCUGUGCAGCAGAACGGCAUCUUCUCCACCCCGCACCAUCACAGCCAGCAGCCGCACAUGGAGGCCGACCCCCCGGACUCGCGUAAAAGACCUUUGGAGACGCCGACGGAGGCCAGCAGCACCAAACGCACGAACACGGGAGUGGCCUUCCUGCAGCCCCUAUAUGAAACUGAAGGCAUUGUAUUCCCUGAUCAAGAAACUGAGACUCAUGAGGAAGGCGAGUACUUCCUGAAGGUUUUGAUUCCCAGCUAUGCGGCGGGUUCAAUCAUCGGGAAGGGGGGUCAGACCAUCGUCCAGCUGCAGAAGGAGACUGGAGCCACCAUCAAACUGUCCAAAUCCAAAGACUUCUACCCCGGAACGACAGAGCGGGUGUGUCUGAUUCAGGGGACUGUGGAGGCGCUGAACGGCGUCCAUGACUUCAUCGCUGAGAAGGUGAGGGAGAUGCCUCAGAGCACCCAGAAGACAGAGCCGGUCAGCAUCCUACAGCCGCAGACCACCGUCAACCCGGACCGCGUCAAACAGGCUAAGCUGAUCGUCCCCAACAGCACAGCCGGGCUGAUCAUCGGCAAAGGCGGAGCCACAGUCAAAGCGGUUAUGGAGCAGUCCGGGGCGUGGGUCCAGCUUUCCCAAAAACCGGAAGGCAUCAACCUGCAGGAGCGCGUGGUGACCAUCAGCGGCGAGCCCGAACAGAACCGCAAAGCCGUGGAGAUCAUCAUCCAGAAGAUCCAGGAGGAUCCGCAGAGCUCCUCCUGCCUCAACAUCUCCUACUCCAACAUCACGGGGCCCGUGGCCAACUCCAACCCCACCGGCUCCCCGUACGCCAACUCCACCGAGGUCAUGCCGGCAGCCGCCGCCGCUGCUGCCGCCACCGCUUCGUCUCUGCUGGGCCAGGCCGGCCUGGCGGGGGUGGGGGCCUUCCCCACCACCAUGUCCAGCCUGUCGGGGAACGACCUCCUGGCUAUCACCUCCGCCCUCAACACUCUGGCAAGUUAUGGUUACAACACCAACUCUUUGGGGCUCGGGCUCAACCCCGCGGCCGCUUCAGGGGUGUUAGCCGCUGUAGCAGCCAACGCUAACCCGGCAGCAGCCGCCGCCGCUAACUUGUUAGCCUCCUACGCCAGCGACGCCUCCACCAGCGCAGCGCACCCUGCAGCCAGCCUCGGGGGCUUCUCCCUGGGGUCCCUGGCGGCCGCCACGGGGGCCACCAACGGCUACCUGAGCGCCGCGUCACCACUGGUGGCGUCGUCCCUUUUGGCCACAGAGAAGUUAGCGGAAGGAGCCAAGGAAGUGGUGGAGAUCGCCGUACCAGAAAACCUGGUGGGGGCCAUCCUGGGAAAAGGAGGGAAGACGCUAGUGGAGUACCAGGAGCUGACCGGCGCCAGGAUCCAGAUCUCCAAGAAAGGCGAGUUCAUCCCCGGAACUCGGAACCGAAAGGUGACCAUCACCGGCUCCCAGGCCGCCACGCAGGCCGCGCAGUACCUGAUCAGCCAGCGGAUCACCUACGAGCAGGGGGUACGCGCCACCAACCCACAGAAGGUGGGCUAAACCUGACAGCCAAUAAGAAACGAGGAGGAAAAGAGGAAAAAAAAGAAAUAAAGAGCGGGGGCUUGGGGGAGGAGUUCAAAAAAAAGAAAUGAGAAAAAGGAGGAGAGCAAGAAUGUGGGAAGGAUUGCGCCGUUUUCUUCUUCAGUAUUACAGAGUUUUUGACGCAGAGCAAAAAUGGAGACGAGGUGGGAGAGGAGCGCCGAAAACCAAGAAAAAAUGUGUAAAAUGUAAAUACGGUUUUAUUACUUAACGUCUCGACUUUUGGGAUUUUUUAUUGUUUUGUUUGCGUUGGUAACUUAAGCUGUCCGUUUGUUUUGUGUCUUGUGUGGACAGAGCUGAAUGCCAUGUAGACCGGCCCGACUGCCGGGGAGGCCGCAGGGCGGGGGGAGGGGCGGCGACUCUCACCCACCCCCUCCUCCUGCUGCACCCCCCCAGCAGAGUUUUUUUUUCUUCUAGAUUUGCCCCCUCCCCUCACUAGAUGCCCCGUCCUGCCCUGCCCCUCCCCUUUUGAUAAGGGUUUUAUAUCGAGCAGGACUGCACUUUCUCUUCUCCACAUAUGGUCGAAAAUUGUGCCAGGGGGGCGAUUUUUGGUAAGGGCCACAAGCUCGUAGCACCUACCCCCCCACACACACUAAUGCGGCUCUAGUGUUUGAGACAGAGGCGCAUGCUGAUGACCUCACUAACGGCGAAAUCCUAUAAAACGGCGGGGCCACGCCCCCUCCGCAAUGAUUACUACAACGUAUUUAUGAAAAACCCAAACGAAGCUCAGCGUCUUUAUUUCUUAUCUGUGAAUUCAGGUUGACAUGAAUGUAAAUGACACUAUUUUUUAUUUUAAUGUCGGUGGACUGAGAUGAAUCGUAAUGUCACAUAGGGUAAUCUAUGUCUUAUUUAAGUCCAGUGAGAGCGCCGGCCCGGGCGUUCGGAGCGGAACGCCACCAGAUGGAACGCUGCAACGCCGUGUGUGGUGCUAGACGAAGGGAGUUCAUCAUAUCCUCCAUCCGUUCCGCUCAGGCCGCUGUAACGGCGCUGCAGUUUACUCACAAAAAAAAAAUAUGAAGUUGAUCUGCUGCUGCUCAGCCUGUGGUCUUCCAAAACCCUGACCCCGCCCCCUCUCACAUAUUAAACAGACCACAGACUAGAUCAAGCACUUAUACUACUGAGGAGGAAGCACUGAAUCGGGACGUGCGGCCUCGCUUGUAAAUUUCGGGCAGCAUGCAUAUCAGAAGCGGAGCCGAAAAUGCUCCGAGGUGACGGGCAGGUCUGCUCCCGCUGCUGAAGAUGCUGUUUAUUUUGCUCUUUGAUUUGUUUUUUUGUCAUGUUUGUGUGUGUGUGUGUUUAACUAUCAGAGUACACUGAAUUUUUGUCUUAAUGCACUGUGAAGCCAGAGAGCAGCCCCCCACCCCGCCCCGCGGGGUCCGGGACGCGCGCUGUAGAUGGCAGGGAAACAAAAACAACAAAAAAAAGAGACACAUAUGAGAUAUUUGUAGGAUGCAUAUGAAGAACUUCAGCAGGCAGCACGCCAAUUCCCACACCUGAAGGAGACCCGGUCGAUGGAGACCAUCAAUCAAUUGAGGACGAGAUCAAAUAGUUUGGUUGGAAAAGUGAUGGAUUCUGGGGGGGCGGGAUGUUUGGGAGGGCGGGGGUGGCCAAUGGCAGCUAAGUCCUUUAAAGAAACAGUUUAAUCAACGGGUUUAGCUGCUAAAAAUGAGGAGGGGGUGUAUUUGAUCCCCCCCAGAUUCUUCUGAGACCAAUCCGGCCCAAAAUCCCUAAACGUGUCACUCUGUUGGAGCGCCAGUGAGGGUUUAUCUCCACAUCUUGGUAAGGAGGCUUCUUUACUCCCAUCUAACACCAUCCACACUCUCCUCACCCUCCCACCCGUCCUCAGUUUUCCAGCGCACUCCCAUCCUGACACCCCCCCUCCUCCUCCUACCACAUCGCUCCAUGGGUGACUAUGUCUGGUGUUACGGUCGAUGCAUGUCUGCUGCUUGGCCCGGCGAACGCCACCCAGCGAGCCGGACCCGGAACAGGCAGAGGAAGUUGUAGCAGGAAACAGUUUGGAUUAUUCACGACACUGGAGAGAAACACGGUUCCUUUGAAGUCCUCGUUGCACAAACUGGCUGAUCACCUUGUAUUCAUACCUGGAGGGAGUUUAGGUGCUUCUGUUCCACCGUAGACUCGUACCAGGCUGACUUACUGCGUCUGGACAGAUAAAAGGGAUUCAUCUUUGCUAAUUGUUGUUUGGCUAAUACCUAAAAGUCUGAACAAAAACUGGUUUCCAAAACCUGUGACCUUUAGCUAACUCUAAAUAUAAACCACACCAUAAAGUAAUGAAGAUGACAAAAAUGUUUUUUUUUCUUCUGGAAAAAAGGACAAAGAUUGAAAGAUAUGGAGCAUUGAAACUCUAAUUAGCAUCCCAGCUAGCGCCUUUAACUACCCCGAUUGUGAAUUGAUGCUUCAUUAACAAAAUGAAUUGCUCUGUAAAUAAACAAAAUGGAUGCUAGCAGCUAGCUUGUCACCGCUCAUUAGUAAAUUCCCUCCAAAACAUUAGAAAAAACUAGAGACAGCUGCCUCUGCAGAAAGAGGAGCGUUAACUGAAGAUUGUCGUAUUGCUCAAUCCGAUGCUAAACGCAAAAGAAAAACAAAAACAGUCUCUGUCGCUAAUGUAGCUAACAAGUCAUGCUGUCAGCUAGCGCUUUUUUCAAUCCGCUGUGGUCACAUUUAAUGUAUCUUUAGCAAAUUCCCUCCUAAACAUUAGAAGGAACUAGUAACAGCUGACUCCAGCCUCUGCAGAAAGAGGAAUGUUAACUGAAAAUUGCAGUAUUUCUCAAUCUGAUGCUAAGUGCAAAAGAAAAACAAUCGUAUCUUCUGUCGCUAAUGUAGCUAACGAGUCAGCCCAUCAGCUAGCGCCAUUUUCCAUCCGCUAUGGUCACAUAUAAUGUAUCUUAUCCGGUUCGAUUCAAUUAUCCGGAUUUAUGCUUCCUUGACAAACUGAAUUGUUUUGUAAAUAAACUAAAUGGAUGCUAGCAGCUAGCCGCUCAUUCACAAAUGUUCUCACAACCAAAUGCAUAAACCAUUAAAGGAAACUAGUGGCAUUUGAUAGCAGCCUCUGCAGGAAGAGGAGCUAAAGGAAAAAGAAAACCAAACGCACCUUUUAUGGCUAAGGUAGCUAACAAACUGUCCCGUCAGCUAGCGCUAGUUUCCAUCCACAGCAUGGUAACGUUUAAUGUAGCUAAUCCAGCAGGUUCAGACAUUAUGUGUGCUUGUCGCUAGCUCCUCCAUGCUAACAGCUACCUUAGAAAGGAUUCCAAAAACGAUGUAGACAUGUUAGCUAGCUGCUAGCUUCUUAUAGCUAAGUAAUUUAAAAAUGUAAACAGAGACAUGCUAGCUCUUGUACUGCAGAUGCUUCAAUUCUAUAAGGGUGCCUAAAUGACGACAGAAACAUCCUGGGCAACAGUUUAUUUACUUGUUUUUCAUAAAGUUAGCAUUCUAUCUGUUUAUUCAUCAGAUAAGCUUUGAAAAUACGUGCACGCGACUUUCAGCGUAUAUAGCAAUUUGUUGACAGUAAACACUGUUAAACAUCAUUUUAAGAAUCAAAAUAGGAUUUAAGUACAUAAAUAUCAUAAAAUACCUUCUUUUUUCUGUCCUUCUCGGGGAUCUUCAUGGCCUCCGGCAGGAAUGUAUGCACGGUUCAUGUUUACGGUGGAAACAGAGCUUUUAGAUUCCUGAAAUAGUUGCCAAAACGCUAACUGGUUUAUUUGUAUCUCAUAUUAAAUCUUGGGCACAGCAGCCAAUUUUUUUAUCACACGUUAGACAGUUGAGAUAAAAUGUGACAAGUACUGGAAGCAAUACAUGUAGUGGCUUAUUGUAUUGUCCUGUCCCUCCCCUUCUGUCUGACGUAGGAGCUUUUGGAUUUGCCUGUAGGUGGUGGAUAGGUUAAACAUUUCUUUUGAAUUUGUGGGAAAAUGCUGCUAUUGAAUAAGAACCGAUGUACUAAAAACACAAGUUUAAACAUAUCCGAACCUGUUCUCUUUAGCGGGGAAGGCUAGUUUCUAGCGGCACUAUAAACAAUGCUGUGUUAUAAGCUGGCGAUAAGUUAAGAGUAGUUUAAAUCCAAGCUAGCAAGUGAAAUGUGUGCCAAAAUAAGUGUAUUUGUGCUCGUUUAAACCACACUAGGUAAGACAAGACCUACUUUUAUAUCCAGAAGAAAAUGUGAAAAGUGCCAAAUGAACCAUAUUUAUAAUGACAUCUGCAGACGGGGCAAAGUCCGGCUAAGCGUUUUUAGCUUAGCUAACAGACACAGAACCACAGAACGACGGCGUCUUGAGGCCUGUCUCCGAAACGACCGGCUGCCACGUUAGCUAAGUGUUAGCCCGUCCUGUGGGAACCUCAUUUCCCAGAAUGCAACAGCACUACAACUCUGGGGCUUAGAUUUAUCAAUAUAGGUUAGCAUAUUGAUGCUAAAGAAAAUGUGACUAGAUAGCAUUCUUAAAAACAGCCUUUUAUAGUUACGAUGAAGAUGUAUUUUGUGGAAAUAGAUGUUAUCUUUUUUGCACGUCUAUAUUAUUGCAUGAUAUCAAAGUGAAGCGUAAACAAAAAAGGAAAAAAACGUCGGCGUCGUUCAUUUUUCUGGGACAAACAUUUGCAUGCCAAUAAGGGUAGAGCAUUUUGAUAUUGUUUUUUACGCGUUCUGAUGUUUGCUGUUUGUCCAUCGGGUUUAGUCUUGCUCCGCCCACUGCAGGUGUGCUACAUGUUUGAUUUUGUCGUUACUACAGUGUUAGUAUGUUGUGGUUAAGUUGACUAACCCUCCUCAGACGGAUACGAACAAAACUCCUGAACAAAGCCGAGACUAUUUUGCUACGUUUUUGAGCGAGCUUCAGAACCUUUCCGAGCAGUAACAAAACAAACGGAAAUGUCCAUGAAUGUACUCAUUCUCACCUCUCUGGUUUGUAACUCAUGUUUCUGAGCGUGCUGUAGAGCCUUUUGUAUGUAGCCGUGUGUUUUGUACUCUAACAUUACUAAUCCCUUCGACAGCUCUCGCUAUAACUAUGUUGUCUGUCCUUUUUGCCCCCCCCACACUAUGAGCUCCGGCUUGUCUUGUCAUUGAGAUGCACCUUAUUGACCUCAAAACGGACGUGCAGCGGCCUAAGCCCCGCCCACUGCAGUCCAUUUCCGCAAAAUUCGCUCCGAUCAGUGCGAUGUCCCACCGCCGACUCGAGGCAAAAACUUUGGGGCAGUUUUCCUGUGAUGUGCAACACGGAAGGAAUCGAACCCUGAAGACGAGCGGCGUCCUAUGGUGGCCCGAAUGGGACUAAAUUAAACAAAUGUCUGGAUCAAAGGAAAAGAUGCAUUUUUGUUUGUUACGAGAACAAAUAAACUGGAGAACAUUCGCUAAAAGCUAGCUAGCUAUCGAGAUAGCAAGUCAGGGAAACGCCGCCUGUUCUGUAAGCAGUGAAACUUUGCACUUUACCUCAAGGUGGCGCUCUCCUCAAAAUUUGGUGGUCAUAGUGGUGAUUAUUUGUCUCGAAGUAAGGUUAAUCUAUACUGAGAUAAAGCCAAAUUAUAGUUUUUUUGGUUUGAUGUUUAGAUUCAAAGCUUGAAUUUGACUUAAAUUUUAGUUUUCAUCUAAAAGGUUGAACUUUUCUUCAGACUAAGCCUAAAAAAAAACCUGAAUCUUGAGAACCGAGCCGCCGCUCGGCCUUCUGGGAUUUCACUGAUCCAUUCUCCCGUCAGUUUUGGUCCUCCGUAGUUUUCCUUUGCAUCAAUCUGAGGUCAAAGGACGGAUCCGGAUUUGUGCGGAUGGCGUGCACGGCAGGCCGGGCUGAAGUGGGGGGGUCCGUGUGCUAGACUACUGUACUGCAGCUGCGUUUUCUAGCUGUGCAUGCUCCUCUCUGUCCCCCCCCUCCGAGUGUGUCUGCUCUCAGGCCGUGCUCGUGGUGCCGCUGUAGCCAGUCAUCCUCGACUCCAUGUUUUUGUUUUGACUCUGACAUGUGGAGGAAUUCAGAAUUGACCCCUCAAACCUCCUCGACAUCCCGUGGGACCCCCUUCCUUUUCUCCACCCUUCCUCCUGCUCCUCCUCCUCCUCCUCUCAGAACUCGGGCCCAAUCGAAGCACCAGCAACUGUUAGACUGCAUUUGUCAUAUCACUGUUUUUCUUUGUUUUCUUCUCGCUGUUUGUUUGUUGUUUUCUUCCUGGUUUUGGUUUGUGACGGGAAGCUCUAACCCGGCCAGUUUGAACUAAAUGCCAUUUCUGUGUGUAGCCUGUUUACCCCUCCCACACACACUCCUCCAUGCCCUCCUUUUUGCACUUUCCUCCUCCGCCUCCCACGAGUCUCUUCUCUCGAGUGCCAAAAUAGAACAGAGAGGAAAAUGACAACAACAACAACAAACAACAGCAGCAGCAGCAGCAGCCAUUCCAACGUUUCUUUGAGUUGUUCUUGUGUGUCGGACAUCCAUCCUGGAAGCACCCAUGAAGCCAGCAUGCUCCGCCCUCAUAACAUGAUGUCGCUCAUGACGCCUCAACUGAUGCCCACCACCUCCUCCUCCUCCUCACCACCCCCCUCACUCGGGAUUAACCCCCCCUCUGCGGGUUCCACCUGUCCGCCCGCCUCCAAACAGCACCAGCUGGUUCCAGCUGCUUUGUCAUUUCUGCAGCCGGUGGGACGCCAUUGGUUGUGAGCUGGGGGCACCUCCCACUCUCCUCACCCCCCACCCCCCACCUCCUUCUCUCUGUCCCUCUUCUCUCUGUAACUCCGUCUCUCCAUCCGACUCUUCUCGAUGGGAACGAUUCAGAAACUCCAUUUUUCUACUGAUGUUUUUAUUUUACUUUUUUUCUGUUGUCGUUUAACAUCCAAACCACGGCACAUGCACCGCCGCCCCCCUUCCCGCCGCCGCCCGCUGCGGGGAGUGUUUACCGUCAGCAGCCAUCCUCUGUCUUCUUGAACUUUUUUGAACUUUCACCAACCUUCCUCCUCCUCCCCCCUCCCUCUGUGUUCAUCCAACUGUUCGGACGAUAACUCUCCAUUCCAUCCCCAAAAACCUCUGAGACUGUGCAAUGCUAGCUGAUGCGAUUGGAUCUUUGCGUUUUUGUUCAUCAUUUGGGACAGAACUAAAAAAAAAAAAAAAAGCAGACAAAAAAAACUGUUUCUCCACAUUUUUUCUUUCAUUGUAAAUAUUUUUGUCAGUUUUUCCGAGCUGUAAAGAGAGGAGUGUUUGAGCAGAAGGGGCCGGCAGCAUAAAGACAAACGGGUGGAAGCAGCAGACGCAGGUCAUCACCCCCCCUCGCCAUCGUCUUAGACCCCGCCCCCCAUGUGACCCUGUGCCGUCGUUCUGAGCGUCGAUCCACCUGCUGCAGCUUCUCUGUGUAGCGCCUCCAUCACCGUCAUGUGUUGAGACAGUGGUCGUGUUAGAGACAUAUCACCGUGGAAACAGCCCGGCUCCUCCCCUCUGAGGCGGAUCCAGAGGAGGAGCUGCUGCCUUUUGUGCAAUACAGUCCUAGUUUACAUGACAGGCCAGCGUCUGUCCCGACAGUGUUACAGACUCCUCCUCCAUCCCAUCGCAUCGCUCCACUCCUGCUUUAUGCUGCCUGCCCCAUCGCCCUGACAACAACACACGAGCUAUUUAUUUCUCAGACUAUUAUUAUACUAUUAAUAAAUAACAACGAGGGAAAAGGGAACGACUGGAAAAAAAGGUGAACUAAUAUUGUUUUGUUUUUAUUUUUAGUAUUUUAGUGGUUGCUUUUAACAACAUUCAUUAACUGACUUAAAGAUUACUGAAUAUUUAAUGUAAUUGUAGCAUUGUGUUUGUAAAGAGAAAAAAAAACCUAGUGAGUUGUGUUUCUUGACUUGUGGAUUACUAGUGAAGUGGGCAAUCUAGUGCUAAUAUAUAUAUGAGGUCUUUUUUUUUUUUUUAAGGAUUCUUAUUUUGCAACAGCAACAGCAGUCAUUAUAAAUGUUCAUUUUAGCAUCACCUGUCUUCCGUUGUCUUAUUCUUCACCUUCCACCACACUCUGCAUCAUCACAGUAACACAUCGCAAGUCUGGGGUGGGACUCGGAGUGCGUGUGAGAGCGCGAGCGAAGGCGGAGUGUGUCUAUGCAAACGCUUGUGUGGGGGCCGGGGGGGUGGGCGUUCUGUCCAGUGUCCACCAGAAGCUAAAACCUGUCAGGCUUCCAUACCUCCCGAUGGAACCGCCUGACGUUAUAGCUGCAAACCCUCAUCAUGUGAUCUGACUCAGCUCGACUGUCCAUAACCCCUCCCCCUUCAGUCACCUGACCAACCGAAUCAACCAGUCACUGUCCACCACUACCCCCUCCCCCCGCGCCAUCCUUUGCUGCACACCACAUCAGCCCCCCCAUGUGAUGUUCUCCAUCGAUAACAUACUACUGUCACAUGCUCACAGGUCUGGGGAUAGACGCCGUUUCUGACCCGUUUCAGGUGUUUUCACCUCGUUUAUUACCUCAAACAGAGCCCCGCCCCCAAAUCAAAACAAGUGUACGUCACAGCUUUCUAAAAAAGUUCCUUCAACCAAAGUUCUUUUUAUUUUUGUACAUUAAAAGUUUUCAGGUACGAAGUUUUACUGCAGAGCUGCUGGACUUUAGCGCUGCGCCGGCUAGCGGCUACAUUAGCCGAAGAUGAGCUAAGAAAACCUGCGAAAACACGACUAAAGGCAAAGUCACGCAAGUCCCAUCUGGGUUCCACGCAGCUCAGCAGCUGGGCUGUGGAGAAAUAAAAUAAGAUUGAAAGAACUUUAUGGAAACUUUGCUUGCAUAAACUUUAUUUAGCAUCUGCGGCUAACACAGAAAACGUUAGACCUCUGCAGGCGUCGGGAGUCUUUUAAACGCACUCCCGUCUGUUAUUUAGUCUUUAUUGAGGAGCACUUCAGUGUCGGGAAAGCAAACAAAGUUUGGUAAAUUUGCACGAUCGCCGCCAGACCUCAUCCACCGCCAUGUUGUUGUAUAGCAGCUCUCUGAUUGGCUGAAACCUGAGAAGUUAAACUUUUCUCAACUUUAGCCAAGUAAAAGCGAUCUUUCCAUCAAACAGAAAUGACGUCUUGUUUCAUAUUUGCCGUAUAUUAUGGUAAAUUUAAAAACUCCUCUGGGUGAACCACAAACUCUGUUUUAUAUAAAGUAAUGAAGCAGAAAUGGUUUCCAAAACAAAAUAGUUCAAUCGGUUUGGCGAACGCUGACAGAGAUUGCGGUCACCUCCUGACCUUUCAGGCGGCCUGGCUUCCCGUAUUUUUUGGACGUACACUUGUUUGUUUGGACAUUUCCAACCCGUUAGAAGAACUCUUUUCCCCAGAGCUGCAUUUCACAUUCUACUGUUCAUACUACUGUACGUGCUGCAUACUAUCUUUACCAGGUCUGAAAUCACCUUAACCUGUUUCCAUGCCAACCGCAGAGGAACCAGUUGCAUGGCAACCCGCUUCCACCACAACAAACCAACCUACAAACUAGCCAUCUUCCUCACUGACAAGACCACACCCAUUCUUAGAAGAGGUAGAGGAAGAGAGAGGAUAGGAGGAAGGAAAAGAGGAGUAGUUGUGAUUCUCAGGGUGUCUUUUACAGAUCUACUGUCUAGUCUGUUCUCCAGUCUCCAGCUGGUGUCCUGUUGCUCCUAACUGAGCCCAAAGAGCAGAAAGUCCUAGAUCUCCACCAAUUGACCACUAAGCGAUUCUUCUCAAUCAGUUGAUUGUUAGCAUUGAUUGACCGACUCUCUUUAAGAGAAGCUCCUCGGCCGGCUGAACGAAGCUCGGCAUUGUAAGUAAUGUUUACAACCCAAAUGAGACCAACGACGCUGUUGAAAGAAUGUCCAGGACUUUAAAAAAAAUGAAAAAAGAGACAAAUCUCUGAAGAGUACUUAUUUCUAAAUGAUGGAACUUUUCACUUACUUUCUAUGUGACAUGAAGUAAUGUAAUUUUUUUCAAUCGUUGCAUGUGACUCUUUUUAUUUGCAAUGAAACUGUUAGAAUGGAUGGUACAUUUGUGACGUCAGUGCAACGUUGAGAUGCCGACGCUAGAACCCAGUCGGCGUCUAAAACCAGUGUUUUCAUGUCGCAGUGAGGAGUGCUUAUGGACCAAUGAAUGCUCAAUGUGUGACCAUACAAAGCUGUAAAGGUUUUGUUUCUUUGUACAUGGUUAUGGGUAAAAUAAACCAUUGAUAAACCCAUA
Oryzias melastigma (Indian medaka) is the source of this 12284-nucleotide messenger RNA. RefSeq names its product NOVA alternative splicing regulator 2 (gene nova2). Gene Ontology annotation, cellular component: nucleus; cytoplasm. The transcript is spliced from 5 exons. The coding region runs from base 564 to 2123 and encodes 519 amino acids. Gene Ontology annotation, biological process: mRNA splicing, via spliceosome; regulation of alternative mRNA splicing, via spliceosome. The record is from RefSeq and is a predicted model, not a curated record. Gene Ontology annotation, molecular function: mRNA binding. NCBI's taxonomy places the organism in Eukaryota, Metazoa, Chordata, Actinopteri, Beloniformes, Adrianichthyidae.